This is a messenger RNA of Kwoniella shivajii, 2448 nucleotides long. RefSeq lists its product as uncharacterized. The record is from RefSeq and is a predicted model, not a curated record. Gene Ontology annotation, molecular function: ATP binding; protein serine/threonine kinase activity. The transcript is spliced from 11 exons. Gene Ontology annotation, cellular component: cytoplasm. Gene Ontology annotation, biological process: protein phosphorylation. Bases 1 to 2448 code for a protein of 815 amino acids. Lineage: Eukaryota; Fungi; Basidiomycota; Tremellomycetes; Tremellales; Cryptococcaceae.
AUGACGAACGACCAUCAACCAAAUACAAAUCCGACCGUGAACCAACCAGGUAUGUUGGACGAUUCUUAUUGGAGCCAAUUUACAUCUGAUUUUGGUGAUUACGAAUUGGGUCCUCCUAUCGGCUUUGGGGCAUCCUCCACUGUAUACGAAGCCAUCUUUACUCCUCCCUCUGCGCAUGCGACUGAGAUGAAAGCGUCUUCGCCUUUAUUGAGUAGUGAUUCAAGAUCAAACAGAAAGCCCAAUCUUUUAAUAACAUUACCGAACACAUCGAACGAGUUUCUGAAAGAGGUCAUUUGCGCUAUCAAAGUGUCAACAUCACAUCCUGAUGUCGAAUCUCUGAGUAGAGAAAUUAGGUUGUUGAGUUUGUGUAAGCAUCCUAAUGUAUUGAGGAUACUAUCAACAUUCACCCUGCCACCAGACCAUGUUCGAAUAUGUUUGAUCACACCUAAUGAUCCCCGGAGGUUCAUUGGCAGGUUAGGUAAUCGACGUCGCGAUGAGGAAGAUGACGCAGAUGUUGACGAAGCAGACAAAGGUAGACUGGAAGAAGAGGAGAUUAAAGCCGUUACAAAGCAAGUUCUUGAAGGAUUGGGAUAUCUACAUCAGAAUGGAUUUUUACACAGAGAUCUAAAAGCUGGAAAUUUGUUGAUAGACGAAGAUGGUACUAUUCUUUUGGCUGACUUUGGCGUUGGCGGUGACCUCAAUGUACCACCCUCGCCUAUCCGAUCGCGUGAAAAACGUUUGGCAGUCAAUGAGUUAAGAUUUGAGAAGAAAGGUUCAGAUGGAUUUGGACCAGGUUCGAAUGUUAACACGAAGUUCAUUGGUGGAGAAGAUUUGAGAAAGAAGAAAAGUUUCGUUGGCACUCCAAACUGGAUGGCACCUGAAGUCAUCAUAGGACAAAGAUAUGAUCAGAAAGCUGAUAUCUGGAGCUUGGGAAUGACACUCCUCGAAUUAGCUCAUGGGUCUGUACCAGGGGCUAAAUACAAAGCCAACAAGGUCCUGUCCCACACUGUCUCUGACCCACCGCCCACUUUGGAUAGAUCAAUCGGUGGCUACAGUAGAUUAAUGAAGGAUUUCAUUGAUUCAUGCUUGAAUAAAGAUUCCAGAGCUAGGCCCUCUGCCAAAGAUUUGUCGGACCAUACCUGGUUGAAGGGUGCAAAGAAGAAGUCAUUCCUGGCUCAAUCGUUAUUAUCCGAUAUCCCUCCACUUGUGCAGAGGCAGGAGUUACGUCGAGUACCUACGAAAUCUUCGUUGAUAUCCCAUACUUCUUCGUGGGAUUUUUCGACUCCCAACCCUUCUAUGCCUUCUUCACCUAUGCGGACAUCGCUUUUGAUACCUUCGGCGAGAUCGCCAUCGAUUUCAUCUCAUUUAGAGUAUUUCAAUUCAAUCGGUAGAUCCCAUUCACGCAAUUCAUCAUUCUCCCUAAAUCCAAGUAAUAGUAUGAUUGGAUUGCCGUCAAGUCCUAGAAUAUCACUCAAACAAUGGGCAGAAGAAAGUAAUCCGACUCUAGGUCUGAGAAGUGGAAGUGAAAGAGGUAAAAGCAGAUCUUCGUCAACAACAGGUAUGAAUAGAUUGAAAAUCGGUAAAAGUGCCAGUUUCGAUAUCAUCCAAUCGAGUCAAGCACAGUCACAAAAAUCUACUCUUAAAAGCACAGAUGACAUAAUCAGGACCCCGAAGAAGAUCGCGACGUCGAACAAUACAGGAGAUGAUACUGAGGCUGAACCUCAUGCUCCGCUUAAAUCAGCUACCCUAGGAUCUAUGAGCCCGCUCGUCGAGGGUCAACUGAGUCACCCAUCGCCUGAGAUGGACAACCUGAAUAGUCUGGGUAUUUUGAGUCAUAAACUGCACGAGAAAGAAGAACCACAAGGACUGUCCGAAAGCCCUGAAGAUAUAAUCGACCUGAAUCGGCAAUCGAAGACUUCAUAUGGUGUGCUAAGGGGAAGUGCUUCCACUGAAAUCGAUCAAAAAUCAGAAACAGACAGUAUCAGAAAUUCCGUGCCCUCAGAGAAUUGCGCAGUGCAGAACGAUGAUGUAUCACAUCGAGCAGAUAACGCCAUAUUGACAGGAAACGAUAAAUUCACCCAGCAUGUGAUAACUAGCAAUACAGCCUCGAAAUCACACUCGCCUCUCGCAAGUAAAGUCCCCGCAUUGAAUAGUCAAUCUACCAGAAAUGACAGAUUCAUUUCAAGGAUGUCUUCUCGUAAUGAUACUCAGAAUGCGGAAAAAGAAAAAGACAAGAAGAAUUGGUUGAGUCGAAGAGGAAGUACAAGACAAGAUCAAUUGAAAUCCGUUAUGUCGAUCAAUGCAAAAGAAGGAGAGAAGGAAGUAGGAGGACAUGCGAUGGGCAAAACGGGUAGCUGGACAGGUGUACUAGGUAAAGUCGCCGGAAAAAUACAAAAAUUGCAACAAUAUAGAAUAACAAAUACUGUAGAUAAUGGAAGUGACGAAUAA